This is a messenger RNA of Micropterus dolomieu (smallmouth bass), 1379 nucleotides long. It is a transcript of the gene marchf11, whose product is annotated as membrane-associated ring finger (C3HC4) 11. The record is from RefSeq and is a predicted model, not a curated record. Gene Ontology annotation, biological process: protein ubiquitination. Gene Ontology annotation, molecular function: zinc ion binding; ubiquitin-protein transferase activity. The transcript is spliced from 4 exons. Lineage: Eukaryota; Metazoa; Chordata; Actinopteri; Centrarchiformes; Centrarchidae. Bases 1 to 1008 code for a protein of 335 amino acids.
AUGAGCACAGAGGAGGGAGAGGCGGGCUCAGCGUGUGGGGAGGCGAGGGCAGACACUAGCAUCAGCCACAGCCACACCUGGGAUGAAGGCGAACCCCGCGGCUCCCAAGGACGUCCCCGCCCCGACGACGAGGACGAGGCAACGCGGGGAGAGGAGGAAGAAGGGGGAGAAGGCUGCAGGGAUGCAUGUGGGGGGAACAAUGGGGGACAUUUUUGCAGUGAGGAUGGGGCGGUCGGGGGCAGAUCGUGCAAGGCACAGGCGAUGCAUUCAAACUGCAGCAGCGAAACCUGCAUCCCCACUCCCAGCUGUCGGAUCUGCUUCCAAGGCGCAGAACAGGGCGACCUGUUGAACCCAUGUCGGUGUGACGGCUCAGUGCGUUACACCCACCAGCAUUGCUUGCUGAAGUGGAUCAGUGAGCGAGGCUGCUGGACCUGCGAGCUCUGCUGCUACCGCUUCCACGUCAUCGCUAUCAACAUGAAGAGGCCGUGGCAGUGGCAGUCCAUCACCAUCACCCUGGUGGAGAAGGUGCAGAUCAUCGCAGUGUUCCUGGGCUCUCUCUUCCUGGUGGCCAGCAUCUCCUGGCUGCUGUGGUCAGCUUUCAGCCCGCAGGCCAUCUGGCAGCGCCGUGACGUCCUCUUCCAGAUCUGCUACGGCAUGUACGGCUUCAUGGACUUGGUCUGCGUAGGCUUGAUUGUCCAUGAGGGGGCAGCAGUGUACAACGUCUUCAUGCGCUGGCGGGCGGUUAACCUCCACUGGGAUGUUCAGAGCUACGACAAGGCAAAGGACAUGGAGGAGACGAGUACCGGCCCUUCCUCACUGUCCCCCAGGACGCUUUGGUUGCCACUGGUCACCUUUGGGCCCAACGGCCCCUUACACCCCACCCAGCUGGGGACGCAGCCAUGGACCUGCCUCUGUUUGUCCCCCUUCUGCCCCCACCUGGUGCCUCGAAACAACCUCAGCCAGGACAGUGACUCAGGAGAGGUUGUUAUUCGUGUAACAUCGGUGUAACAACAGGCAGUAUUUAUGCAGGAACAAACACAUCUGAUAGGUCACACUUGGUGGUAGCUGUGCUUCUCUGGGCAGUUUAUGGUCUCACACACCCUGAUUGUUUUCCUCAUACCAAAAGUUUUCCUAAUGACUUCCAAUUGUUUGUCUGGUCUGGGGCCGGUCCUCAAAACAAUCUCAACACUUAAAUCAACUAACAUGUGGUAUUUUAUUUAUUGCCUUUGUGUUUUAUUUUCUGCAGUUUUUCAGACAGACAUGAACCACCUGUUUUUUUCCCUAAACAUUAUAAAGAAUUCAUGUCAAGUGUGUUAGAAGGCAGUGAUGGGAAAGAUGAUCAGAUUUACAACACACGAGCAUAUUUUCACACAUCUCAU